AUAGCGCAAGUGCUGCUGAGCGCCGGUCACAGGACUAUAUUCCUGGUGAACGGGCACUGGAAUGGAAAGGAGGGCUCAUAUCUGGGGAAGUAUGGCAUUGAAGAGUAUGUGAUUGAAAGCGAUAAAAAUGGGAACAAUUGCGCCGAAAAAUUAGUGAAAGAGUUGGCCAAACGUAUGAUCAAAGCGGGUAAUAUCAGCGGUCUGUCACCUCUCGAAAAAGCUGCCAAACGCAAGGAUGUUGUGGCAAAAUGGAUGGAAAAUGCGGUUAAGCUUGAUCAAUUAUUGAUAAACCUGUUAGGUGAAAUUUCCCCGGAUUUAAUUGUGGUGGAUCAGUUUUUGUCAAUACCGGCAAUUGAGUUAUCCGGUAUACCUUAUGUAUGGUCGUGGAGUACAAAUCCGUUGAAAAUUGAUGAUGAUAGUUUACCUCCACUUGGUUCAGGUUUGUCUGCGACGGGAGACAAGACUGAGUGGCAAAAACACAGAGAUGCGAGGAAUCGGGCCGUAAACGAGACAUGGAUUAAAUUCAAUAAUUAUGUCAUCUCAAGAGGUUGUCAGCCAUUGAAAGAAAAUAAAUUUGAAAAUUGCAUAAAAUGUCUGAAUAUUUAUGGCUAUCCAUUGGAAUUGGAUUACAUAGACAUCAGACCAUUGCCUAAGAAUGUCAUUCGUUUUGAUAAUCUUAAACGAGAUAAUGAGAAAACAACUUUUGCGAUACCCGACCAGUUGAGGGACAGACCGGGAAAAUUGGUAUACUUUUCGUUGGGAUCUAUGGCUUCAGCAGAUGUUGAGAAUAUGAAGAGAUUAGUCAAUAUUUUGUCCAAAUCUAAGCACAGGUUUAUUGUAUCGAAAGGACCGCUUCAUAAUGAGUUUCAAUUGGCAGACAAUAUGUGGGGCGAGGGGUCUGUCCCUCAGAUCCAAGUCUUACCGUUAGUUGAUUUGGUCAUAACCCACGGCGGGAACAAUACUGUCACCGAAACAUUUUNUAUGUGGGGCGAGGGGUCUGUCCCUCAGAUCCAAGUCUUACCGUUAGUUGAUUUGGUCAUAACCCACGGCGGGAACAAUACUGUCACCGAAACAUUUUAUUUUGGCAAACCUAUGAUUGUUUUGCCACUAUUUGGUGAUCAAUGGGAUAACGCACAGAGAGUUCAUGAGAAGGGGUUUGGUAUACGACUCAAUACCUACAAGUGCUCCGAAGAGGAGUUAUUGAAUGCAAUCGAAAUAUUGUUCGUACCCGUGCCCGGCACCGGCCAUAUGAACGCCUGUAUAAGUAUAGCCGAGUCACUCAUAGCCAAUGGCCACAGCGUUGUGUUUGCUAUACACCCGAUGUGGUCGGGCUCUCUGGCCAAACACGGCAUCGAUGAGGUUGUGUUGGGCGGACCCGAAGGCGCCCCAAACAAUGAUAAGAAGGGACCGACCGGUGAUAUGAACGAUAUGGUAGCCGUUGCCCGACAUAUGGUCCAAACGGGCAAAAUUAGCGGUCAAUCGCCUCUAGAAAAGGUCAGCCAAAACGGCUCUGGAAUUGCCUCAAGAGUGGAGAAAACUAUUCGUUUUGAUCAACAAAUAGAGCCAUUGUUGCCAACUAUUAAACCCGAUGUAAUAAUAUUGGACCAAUUUAUGGGCUUACCCUCCGUAAUGACAUCCGGCAUACCGUAUGUUCACGUCUGGAGUGCCGGACCUUUAAUAAUGCUGGACGAUGAGCGCACACCACUCGCCGCUUCGGGCGAGACCCUCGCCGGGAGACAGGAGCUAGGCCUCGAUUCCUGGAGACUCCUGCCAUUCCGGGAGCUUCUGGGAACACUACUUUCAUUGCCUAUACCCAGGGAUUAG
This is a messenger RNA of Medioppia subpectinata, 1824 nucleotides long. The record is from the annotation of a GenBank genome assembly. Lineage: Eukaryota; Metazoa; Arthropoda; Arachnida; Sarcoptiformes; Oppiidae.